AAUUGGAGCAUGCGCACUGCGCCACUGUGAUCAACCGGUGAGAGUGGUUCCUUCUGUGCAUGCGCAGUUCCUGCCACCGUCCAUCAGGUCUCUGCAUCACUCACCCAGGAUCUCGACUGAGGAGUGGUGAUGUUGCGGUGGGCAGCGGCCACACUCUCUCCAGGACUAGAUCGGCGGCUCAUGUGCGAGUGAACGAGGUCGACCCAGUGUGUGUGGCUGACCCGCCCGGUGCAACUCAGAAGGGAUUCCUUAGGUUGAGGAACUGCGGACUGGCUGAGGUCUGCGACCAUGAAGGUCAAAGUCAUCCCGGUACUUGAAGACAACUACAUGUACCUGAUCAUUGAGGAACACACACGGGAGGCCGUGGCUGUAGACGUGGCUGUGCCCAAGAGGCUGCUGGAGAUUGCUGGCCGCGAGGGAGUGUCUCUGACCACGGUGCUGUCCACCCAUCAUCACUGGGACCAUACACGUGGAAAUGCGGAGCUGGCGCGCCUGCAGCCAGGACUGGCUAUCAUGGGAGCAGAUGAGCGGAUCUGCGCGCUAACCCGCAGGCUGGAACACGGAGAGGAACUUCAGUUUGGGGCCAUCCACGUGCGAUGCCUCUUGACGCCGGGCCACACCUCUGGCCACAUGAGCUACUUCCUGUGGGAGGAUGAAUGCCCGGACCCACCAGCCCUCUUCUCUGGUACCUUGCAGCCUGGACUCACCUACCAACCCAAUUCCACUGUGUCCUCCCGACCCCCUUCUGACCCUCUUUGCUCCCUAGGAGAUGCUCUGUCAGUGGCAGGCUGUGGCUGGCACCUGGAGGACACUGCCCAGCAGAUGUACCAGAGCUUGGCCAAGACUCUGGGUACCCUUCCACCCCAGACGAAGGUGUUCUGUGGUCAUGAGCAUACGCUGAGCAAUCUUGAGUUUGCACAGAAAGUGGAGCCCUGCAACAGCCACGUGCAAGCUAAGCUGUCCUGGGCCCAGAAGAGGGAUGAUGAUGAUGUACCUACUGUGCCUUCAACGCUGGGCGAGGAGCUCAUGUACAACCCUUUCCUAAGGGUGACAGAGGAUCCAGUCCGUGCGUUCACAGGCCAGGUGGCACCAGCCCAGGUCCUGGAGGUGCUCUGCAGGGAGCGAGCACGCUUCCAGCUUGCUUCGGAGCCUCCACAGCCCCAGGUCCGGGCACUCCUGGCCUUACAAUGGGGGCUUCUGAGCACAGGCCAGGAAAAGUGAACUGUGUGGGGAGCCUGCUUGUCUCCACACUCCUCUGAACCUCAGGCCGACUGGAACCCUGCCACCCUGACUGCUUAUGGAGCCAUACAAGUGUGGUCUGUAGGAGCUCUUGUGGGUCCAGAGACAUACAUCCUGGGGACUGAGGAGGGUAAAUAAAACUUUGAAAGGCGCAGUGUGGUACCACAGACACACAGCAGAUA
Messenger RNA from Rattus norvegicus (Norway rat), 1421 nucleotides. RefSeq names its product hydroxyacylglutathione hydrolase-like (gene Haghl). The record is from RefSeq and is a predicted model, not a curated record. Gene Ontology annotation, molecular function: hydroxyacylglutathione hydrolase activity. Lineage: Eukaryota; Metazoa; Chordata; Mammalia; Rodentia; Muridae. Gene Ontology annotation, biological process: methylglyoxal catabolic process.